Molecule: messenger RNA, 954 nt
Organism: Notolabrus celidotus (New Zealand spotty)
Lineage: Eukaryota; Metazoa; Chordata; Actinopteri; Labriformes; Labridae
Exons: 2
Coding region: 65-910 (281 amino acids)
Source: RefSeq, a predicted model, not a curated record
GGUGGUAGACAGCACAUGUUGGGCUCUUGGAGUAGAUUCACCGUCUGCACUCAAGAGUGACAGGAUGGACAUGAUGAGCAAAAACAACACGGAGGGAAUAAACAGAAUAUCUGACCAACAUCAGUCUGUGGAUGAGGGUUCUUCCAGCAGCUGCAGGAGGGUCAGAGUGAGAUCUAGACCCAAACUCCAGUCAACUAAAAGUUUCCCUCCUUACAGUCAAUGCAUAGGUGGACUUGGAGAGGAUGAAGAAUGGGACGAUCAGCCUGAUUCAGAGUCAAAACUGGCUUCCCAGCCUGCAGACACAAUGGUGAGCAAAGACAGGAAUGAAGUAGUUCAAAGCCUCGGAAAAAAGGAGGAGUUUGAAUUGCACAGAAAAUAUGCCAAAGAAGAAGUAAAGGUAAAAUGGAGGAUGAGAAGGAAGGAGAGGUUAGGAGGCAGCUUUGAUACAGACAGGUGGGAGAGUUCAAAGUGGAGCGUGAAAAGAAGGGUGGAAGAGCCUGAAGGAGAGAUGGAGUGUGAUGAUGAUGACGAUGAUGAUGAUGAUGAUGAAAGGGAAAGAGGACAGUGGAAACACUUUGGAGGAAGAAAAAGAGAAGAAGAGGACGAGGAGAGGAAGAAGACUCCUGUUUCAGCAGUGCAGCAAGAAGUAGAGGAGGGGAUCGGGGAGACUCCAGAGGCUGAGCUGCUGCCAGGAAUGACAGAGAGUUCCACUCCACAUCAGUGGUCCUCCCCUCAUCCCAUUCUCUCCAAACUUUUGCACUCCUCUUCCUCCUCCUCAUGCUCCUCCAUCAACCUCUCUACUGAAGAGAGUGAUGAGGUCUUCAGCGAAGGAGAGGACGCAAACGCAAAGAGGAGGACGUUCAGGAAGGUGAGAAAGACGAACUUUUUUGAUGUUUGCGAUUCAAGCUGAACUGACCCUUGCACCUGUGGUUUAGGGUGAUUUGCAUUGGAUUG